UCUGUUGUCAUGCGUCAAGUGAACUGCCGGGACAGUUGGUGGUGCUGUUUCUACUCAUCCGCAUCGUUUUAUUCCUUCAUUUAAUUUUCAAUUUUCCUUUCCCUGUGAAUUCCAGUGUGACUUGAUGUGUGAGAAAAAAUUAAAAAGCACUUUGAGACAUUUGAUUGAUGAUAUUCAAAUCAUCAAAUAUAUAAAUUUAAUUGAUUGAGUGAAAUUAUUAGGGACCAUUGAGUUAUAUGCAAGUGAAAUGAGAAUAGAAGCAAAGUCAGAGUGAAAGUCGAUUCCGUCUUACCGUGAAGGUAUUAUACAUCAAAGAAUCGGCCUUCCACCUGUGUAUUCUCUCGUUGAACCGUGACAACUGGGCCAAAGGUGGAACUCUACCAGAGACCAUUCAUCGUGGUUAAAACAUCUUUUUUUUUUCGCAAUUGAUCUUGCGGAGAGAUAAUGGAGAUUAUGCUGCGGUGAUUCGUUAGGGGGGCAAGGGCAUCUAAACGGCCGGACGGCCUUCACUUCACUUCCGGUGUUAAAUUUUUCUUUUUUUUUUAUUUUUAUUUUCUCUUUACUAUCGUCAUUAUUUUGUGGAUGAUUUAAGUCACAUUGGAGCAGUGGAAUCAUGAGUUUACUCUCGUCAUCGAUCAUACGAAGACUGGGAGAUGAUGAGGCUGAUCACAAUAUGCUGCAGGAUCUACAAUUAGCAGCUGAACUCGGCAAAACUCUUCUAGACCGAAACAAAGAAUUAGAAACAAAUUUGAAGACACAGCAAGCAACAAUUGAUGAACAGGCACAAGAGAUUGAGUACAUGAAAAAACAAACAGCAGCCCUCAGAGAAGUCAAUGACUCCAGGCUCAAAGUUUAUGAACAACUUGAAGUCAGUAUACAGGAUUUGGAGCGUGCCAAUCACAGACUUGUUAUUGAAAAUACAGCCGAUAAAAAAUUAAUCAAGAGUCAAUGUUUGACAAUUGAGAAUCUUGAGGCAAAGCUUGACGAUGUGCAAAAAAAAUUUGACGAUUUCAAGCACCAGCAUGAGAGUCUUAUGCGUCAACAGCAAAAUCCAAAUCAGCCUACUGACACACAAUCCUCAACUACUUGGAAGGGCACGAUAUCACAAGAUGGUGGCAUACAAAAGAGCGCUACCAGAAGCCCAUCGAAGCCCUCUCCAGUACCAUUGACGGAUGGUAUUAUUCGCUCGACAACUAACCCAUUAAACUCAGACGAAGAAGUUACUGAAUUACUAAGGCAAUUGCAAGAAACACGUAAUCAGAGGGCGAGGGAACAGAAGAAGGUUAACGAGUUGCGUGAGCAGCUCGAAUCUCUAUUGAAGGAGAACACUUUGCUCGAAGAACAGCUCAAUGAAUGGAGGAAUAAAGCACAAGAUAUGAAGAAUUUGCAGGAAGAAAUUAACACAUUAGAGGAAGUCCGACAAGGAAAACUAUGUGGGCGUUGUCUUCGCGGAUGUGAUACAAGAGCCCACGAUGAAUUAUCAAUAAUGCUGGAUCAAGAGGAGGAUGAUGAUUUUAGCAUUGCCGAGUCAUCUCUCAACGAUAGCCAUCGAGAAUCUGAUGUGGUGGUGCAGGAAUCAACAGCUGGCAAUGGUCUCUCCCCGGUGAUGGACGUAAAUCCCUAUCGAGUUUUAGUGGAAAAAUACGAGGCAUUGCUAGAAGUUCAGCGUCAACCAGCACGUCGUAAGCCAAGUAUUGCCGCACCACCCUGUAUGUCUCUUCAAGAGGAACUAGAGAUGUCAGGUGAUUUCAACAAUUUCCAAACACAAUUCUGCGACGAGAGCCACGAAAUUCAUGACACGUCAAAACAGAGUCGCCUGGUUCUUCCAUCCCAAGAUUGUCGAAACGGCAAAAAACCAUUCUCAGCAACUCCCACAGACUUCUCAGAGGCUGAAACCUCAUCAUCGGGUUUCUCAGAUGAAACGAGUAACAAGGGAACUCAAACCGAUGGUCGACCCGGUUCAUUCCUCUGCUCCAUUGCUGACGACGACUGCAAAUUCAGUAUUUAUGAUGACACGAGCUCCUUUGAGAGUCGAUUUAACAAAGCACCACAGUAUCGUCAACUCUUCAGGGAGAUUUUUGGUGUUUUGAAGAGAGCAGCCGAGGCUAAAGAUGAGGGUGAAAAGCUACCCCUCAUUGAUAAUACAGUGGAAUCCUCAGUGAAUAGAAUUACAGACGAUUCAAUGGAAAAUGACGAUACCAUGAGCGUCAUGUCAUCAGUUAUUUCAUCAGUUGUUUCUGAACCUGUCAUCAGGAUUCAAAGCCCAACUCCUGAGAAAGGUGAAGAGGGCACAAGUGCCAGUCCAGGCAAGAGUGAAAAUCACAAUGUAAUCAGACAUCCUCACAAAAGACAUCAGCAGUAUGAUUAUUUGUCCGUUCAGGUGAGGAAGAAGAAUAUAGCGAAAAAAAGUGCUCAAAAAAAAUUGAACUUCAGUGACAGAUCGACGACACCAGACAUCGUACCAAGUCAAAAUCCAAAAUUCUUGCAGGCCAAGUCAAACAGCGGUGGCAGAAGACAAAAAUUCCGACCCCUCACCCAAGCCGAACAGGAUGGUACUGUUUGGAAUGGUAACACUAUUCACGUAUUCUCAAGUAGAACGAGAGAAUCACCAACGACUCGUAGAGUUAAUGGACACAAUCGUCACAAUGAUCAGCAAAAUUCUACAACACUGGAAUUCAAUAAGGAGUAUAAACCCUCCUCAGCAUCUGAAGAAGUUGCAAGACUCAGGAGACUUGAAAUGUCUUAUGCUGAGGCUCUAAGAAUGCCAAACAAACCAAAAGCCAAUCAUUCACGUAGACAUUAACGGAAAAAAAAAUUAAAAAAAAAAAAAAAAAACAAAAAA
Messenger RNA from Fopius arisanus, 2842 nucleotides. RefSeq names its product cerebellar degeneration-related protein 2-like (gene centrocortin). The transcript has 8 exons. The coding region runs from base 614 to 2803 and encodes 729 amino acids. Lineage: Eukaryota; Metazoa; Arthropoda; Insecta; Hymenoptera; Braconidae. The record is from RefSeq and is a predicted model, not a curated record.